Messenger RNA from Dalotia coriaria, 4356 nucleotides. RefSeq names its product trafficking kinesin-binding protein milt (gene milt). Lineage: Eukaryota; Metazoa; Arthropoda; Insecta; Coleoptera; Staphylinidae. Gene Ontology annotation, biological process: vesicle transport along microtubule; protein targeting; mitochondrion distribution. The record is from RefSeq and is a predicted model, not a curated record. Gene Ontology annotation, molecular function: myosin binding. Gene Ontology annotation, cellular component: cytoplasmic vesicle; mitochondrion.
GUUGUAUAAGUGCACUAUACGCGUGAAAAGCGUCGCGACGCCGAAUUACCAAACAUUUUUCUAGUAAUAAACAUUUUUUUACAAUAUUUAUACAUAUUUUAUAGAUAUAUAAGAGAUUUUAUAUUGAUACAAUAAUAAAUUUAAACAUUAUUAAAUGAAAAGUGCGUGCGAAUACGAUGUGCGCGGGUUUACGUGAUUCGCGCGUUGAAAGAUGUCAUCGGCGACGGCGCCCGGGGGCAGCGGCGACCACCACACCACCGUGAGACCGCGGAUGCGCGCCGGACGCGCUGUUAAUAUCAAGGACUGGGAGAAACAGAACGAACUGCUAUGCAAAUGGAAUGAUGAAUUGUGCAGCAGCGAGUCCAUUCCCGAGGUGGAGAUUAUAAGUCUGCUCGAGGAGCAGAUACCGCGAUACAAGCUUCGUGCUGAUACAUUAACCCAAUUUGGCGGAUACGAGAAUCAGGACUGGUUCAUCCCGUCGCCGGCGCUCCAGGUCGACGAGGCCGAUCUGAAAUUGUCGCCGGACCAGAUCCGUGAAACUCUUAACUAUUUUCUCUUAUGCAGUGAUCGCGUGAGCCAAAUGAGCAAGACCUACGAUGAUAUAGAAGCGGUCACUAGGCUUCUCGAAGAGAAAGAGAAAGACUUGGAAUUGACGGCACGCAUCGGUAAGGAACUGCUGCAGGUAAACAAUAAGCUAGAAUCGAACGUCACCAAUCUUGAGGCCGAGCUGCGCACCGCCAAUGAGAAGAUCACACAGCUCAGUCAUGAAGUCACCAAGAAGACAGAGCUCAUCCAAAUACUCACCAACGACAUGGACGACGGCCAGGAGUCCGGAUCUUAUACAGGGCGUAUAAAUCUUGACCUCAUGCAGAAACGAAUCUCAUCGUUGGAGGACGAAAACAAGUCGCUGAAGUGCGAGUACACUCAGCUGUCGAAGGAUGCGGAUGACAUCGAAGCGCAGGAGGCGCGUCUGCUUAAGGACAUUGCUGGACAAUUAGCGUGCUCGAAUUCCACUAUGACUCUGUUGGAAGACGAGCUGGAUAAGCAGAAGGAUGAAAACCGCCUGCAACAUGAACAGAUAUUGACAUUGCAGUCAAAGUUACAAGACGCUGAGCUGCGAUUACAUAAAUUUAUAACUGAAAAUGAUGAAGUCAACAGUCUCCUCCAAAUCACCAGAGACAACCAAAAUUCCCUGGCAUUGGAACUUACAGAAUUCAAACAACGUUAUUAUGAAGUGGAAGCUUUGUUGAAGGAUGCACAAGAGCAACUGCGUAAGUUGCGCCGGAAGCAAAUGCCGGUCGCACGCAGUUCGCUCUUCAGUCAUCUUGGAAGCGCAGCACCGCAGUUUGAUAGCUUACAGAGCGAGCUUGAAAUGUCGAUGCAUUCUGAAUUCAGCACUGAUAGUGGUAUCUCCAGUGGAAUGGGUGAUCAUAUACCACAGUUCAAGCGUGUUUUUGAUACUGUGCGUUGUGCAUCAGCUAAUUCCCUAAGCAGCGGUGAAAGUAUGAGCAGUUUGGGUUCUUCAGGUAUAGGCGGUGUUGGUGGUUACGUUAGUUCAUCAAUGGCACUUACAAGCGGGCCUCGUAUGAGUGUCAAAACACAAAAUGCGUUUGACCGCAGAUCCUCUGGUUCUAUCUACAGCAGUAGCAGUUUGGGUUAUCCUAGUUUGGAUAGCACCGGGCAGUCGGACAACGAAUCUAGUCAGACGUCUGAUUCCGAUUCAGAUUACCCUGCACCACCACAACCUGGUGUUCCAGGAGUUCCUGGUGCUGCGGAUUUGGAAGCCGCUUUGAAAAGAUUAACCCCAGCGGAGGUGCUGGCACGCCGUGCGAAUUUACAACAUGGCGGUGGGUUUUCCGGAUAUGAGUCUGAUGUCUUUUUACCUUAUGGGUGUCGCACACCUGAUUCACUCAUGUCUACUGGUUCUAUGCCAUAUACACAAUGGCGACUUCCGGAAAAACUUCAAAUUGUUAAACCAAUGGAAGGCUCGCAGACUUUACACCAAUGGGCACAACUAGCACAACCAACAUUCGGUGGUUUGUUAGAUGAACGCCCUGGUGUGAAAAUUAAGGGUGGUAAAGAAUUGGAAGACAUUGGUUUGGAGACGUAUGGAUUGAGUGAUCUAGAAGAAGAUGACGAGUAUUCCAACCCAGGAAUCUUCGAUUCUUCAGCGCCGGUUUACACGUUGACCAAUAGCACAGUCAUGCAUCCGGAUGAUGGUACACUGAUGACCCCUAGUAAUAUGAGCAGUCGAAUGACUUCGGUAUGCUCAAGUGUGCAGAAUUCUCCACCACAAACCCCACGUGGCAUGUCACGACGAAAUUCAUGUUCGACAUUCAGCACUACUUUUGGGCUGGCGAAGAUGUUGAAUGAGCGCGGAAUCAAAGCUGUGACGCCUUCGGCGGUAAACACACCCGCGGGACCGAAUAGUUUUACACCUACAGCUACACCCUGCAACAGUCCUUUGGGAUCACCUGAUAGGUCGAGAAGUAGCUCGCCAGAGCCGUAUGAUAUGUUCGGAGGGAUACAACAGUUGAUUAUGAGCUCCAUGCCUGAGUUUGUUCAACAGUCGAUUGGAGGUGGAGUCAAAAAGAAGGUGCCUUCGGUUAAGGAGACGAAAGGUGCUUCACGGAGGAACAGAACUGAUAAAAAUCUCGUGGGUCGUAUUGAGAGGAUGGGUCUGACGAAUAUCAUGAGUUCGCCCAGUGCUCUUACCCUCACGGCAGGGAUGUAUGCCAGACCAGCCCUGACUAGUCCAAUGGCGCAGUUGACCUGUCUACUGCCCAGCAACAGUGCCGAGAACUUGGCGUCGUCCGCACACAGUCACAACGAUGGGUUAUCACCCACGAAAGAAGAAAUUAAACCAGUACUUCCGAUGACAUCAAUGGGCAUUCCUGGCAAGCCCGGCAGCGACUCAUUGCAAAAACGCCUGGAGCAGUUAAACGCACGCAAGCAACGACGACAGCAGGCCGGAGGCGGUCAAACCCGCCCUGAUCUAGGCACCGUUGCCAAGAAACCCGUCGUGGAGGAGCAGACCAGUUCGUUGGGCACACUCAGCUCGCUACUAUUCGGUCGCAAAGGCGGAUUAUUUUAAACAUGCGGUAAUAACUUAAAACUGAACGAUACGGAUAAAAAUAGGUAAUUGAAUUGAAAAUAUCUUAUAAUGAAUAAGAUCUUUUAAAUAGUGCGCCACAAUUGGAUGAUAAUGAUAAUCUCCUGCAGGCAGAAACAGAUACAUUUUAAAUUGUCAAUGAAUGCUACUUUCAGUAGAGUUCAUUUGUUCAAUUGGUUGCUCCAAGAUAAAAAGAGGGGAAAAAAAAACGUUAAAGUAACAGAAUUGUGCACGAUUCUAUAUUGAAAUAGAUAUAACAAUUGGUGCACUCCAACAACCCAGCAGAUAUUUUAAUAAUUCAAGAGUUCAAGUCAUGCAACACUACCUAUCAUCUAAGAUUUAAACUUUAAACUAAACACUUAAAGCAAGUAGAUAAAGUCAUCAGCUGUGAUUCGUUUAUCAUAACGUCAUAACAUAUUAACAUACGUAAGAAAAUUCUGUUUUAAAGUAAAAGUAUCAGUUUGUGACGUACAGGGAUGUAUCGAAAUUAUUCGUAAUAAUUUAUUCUCUUUCAAUCGUUUUCUUUUGUGUACGUGCAUGUUAAGUUUCGUCAACGUGUAUUUAUUUGUUUCACAUUUUUCGAUACGGUUAACCUUCCACAAUGUGAACAAGCCGUUUCGAUUGUGCGCAAACAUGUAAACAAAGAAAUGUAUAUAAAAAAUGUAAAUAGUGUUAGUCUAAGAACGCAUAGAAGUGAUGUGAAUCCAGUUAUCAAUGCGCCUUUGACUAGUGGAGAUGAGAGCUGUAUUUUUGGCCGGACGCAGACGUAUUUAUCAAGUAUGUACUCUAGUUAAGCAUUAGUAAAACGCUAAUCAUCGCCAAUGCAAAGAUUACAUUUAAAUAUCGUAAUUCAAAUUGUCAUAGUUGAAAUUUGAAGCAAUUGAAGGGAUAUAUUAUCGAAUGAAUUGAUUUAAAUAUCCCAAUGCGAAAUAAUUAAGCAUCAACAAUUGUGUAUUGUUAUUACUUGCAUUGAAUCCGCUAUAAUAGUUGUGAUUGAUAAUUCCUAUGAAAAGCCAAUGUAGUAUUCAUUAGUCUGUUAGCUAGUGCUGAAAUUAACUGAUUUAUGUUAAGUAUUUAAAGAUGAUGCUGAUUGAUUGAUUGAUUUUAAGAAGUGGCAAAGACGAAUGUAAGCGCGCAGCUUUUUUAAACACUGGUUGCGUUCAGGAUUGUAUUAUCUAAGGCGUAUUGUUUUCUCUUGAGUUUUCUUAACUUUUCAUUCGAAAUAUAUUUGAAAUUUCGUGAUA